This is a messenger RNA of Saprolegnia parasitica CBS 223.65, 647 nucleotides long. RefSeq lists its product as hypothetical. NCBI's taxonomy places the organism in Eukaryota, Oomycota, Saprolegniomycetes, Saprolegniales, Saprolegniaceae. The transcript has a single exon. The record is from RefSeq and is a predicted model, not a curated record. Gene Ontology annotation, molecular function: symporter activity. The annotation marks the transcript as partial. Gene Ontology annotation, cellular component: membrane.
CGUCUCCACCACCAAGACCUCGCAUUUCAUUUUGCAUUUGGCCGCCAACCUCACAACAACCACAGCAGCACACGUACAAUGGCCGUCUACCAUGCGAUGGAACCCGAGCGCGCGCCAAAGUCGACGACGCGCAAGAUUCUGACGUCGUUGACCUUUUGGAUCAUCCUCGGCACGAUCAUCGGCGUCCUCAUCGGCGAGUUUGCACCGGAUUUUGGCAAGGACGCGGCGCCCAUGGCCCAGAUCUUCCUGCGUCCGAUCCAGUUCAUCGUCUUCCCGCUCGUCUUUUCAUCGCUCAUUGUCGGUAUCGCUGGCAACAACGACCUCAAGCAGCUCGGCCGCCUCUCGCUCAAGUCGUUCAUCUACUUUGAAAUCGUCACGACGCUGGCGCUCAUUGUCGGGCCUCCUCGCCGUCAACUGGGGUCCCAGCCGGGCAAGACGGGCAUCACCAAGAAGGGCAACGUACACGGGGUCGCCGUCGUCCACCUUUACGUUUGCCCAUUGGAUCAACCAUUUGACGCCCAAGACGUGGGGCGAGAUGAUGGGCGGCUCGGGCAGCUCGGAGCUCCUCCAAGUGCUCGUGGCCUCGAUCCUUGUGGGUGUCGCCACCGCGCAGACCCCACGGCCACCACAAGCAAGUGCUCCUCGAG